This is a messenger RNA of Halteromyces radiatus, 240 nucleotides long. RefSeq lists its product as uncharacterized. The transcript has a single exon. NCBI's taxonomy places the organism in Eukaryota, Fungi, Mucoromycota, Mucoromycetes, Mucorales, Cunninghamellaceae. The coding region runs from base 34 to 216 and encodes 60 amino acids. The record is from RefSeq and is a predicted model, not a curated record.
GGAUGAUACAAUAUCAAAAAAGCAAAAGACGUGAUGAAAAUAGUAGAAAAUAGGUUAGUUUAUGUUUAUUUUUUAUUAUUAUUACUAUUAUUAUUAUUUUACCAUUACUAUUUCAUUGAAUUGUAUAUACUUCUUUAUUUCCAUAUCACCAUUCACCUUUUUUUAUUUUAUUUUGUUCUCUUUUCACCCCCCAAUCACACACACAAUUUGAAAUAAAAGAAAAAAAAAAAGUGAACCAUA